Vitis riparia (riverbank grape) is the source of this 2557-nucleotide messenger RNA. RefSeq names its product U-box domain-containing protein 52. The transcript is spliced from 9 exons. Gene Ontology annotation, biological process: protein phosphorylation. Gene Ontology annotation, molecular function: protein kinase activity; ATP binding. The coding region runs from base 132 to 2330 and encodes 732 amino acids. NCBI's taxonomy places the organism in Eukaryota, Viridiplantae, Streptophyta, Magnoliopsida, Vitales, Vitaceae. The record is from RefSeq and is a predicted model, not a curated record.
UCUUUCUCCACCAUUCUCACAUUAUUAUUCAAAUUUCAAAUUCAACUCCUUUCAGUGGUGGUGGCGACAGUGGUGGAGGACAAUAGUGCAGUGCCAUUGUUAAAAAGUUCGCUUGAAACUACGACGUGUGCAUGGCUCUUCAUUUUGCUUCUGAUGAUGGCAUUGCACCAAUAAACUCUACUGUUGUCGCCAUCGAUAAAGACAAGAAUAGCCACUAUGCUGUUCGAUGGACAAUUGAUCAUCUCUUAAUCAACAAUCCACAAAUUAUUCUGAUUCAUGUCAGACAUAAAUACUUGCAACAUCAGGGUUACAAUGCUGGUGAGGGUGGGGGUGAGUUUGAAACUGAUGCACAACAACUUUUCAUUGCAUAUCGAGGGUAUUGUGCUCGCAAAGCGAUUCAUCUGAAAGAGAUCGUCCUUGAUGAUGUUGAUGUGUCUCGAGCCAUUGUAGACUACAUCACCAGGAACCGCAUCAAGAAUAUUGUCGUGGGAGCGUCAACCAAGAAUGCCCUUACAAGGAAGUUUAGGAACUACGAUGUGUCAACCAGCAUAACGAAAUCUGCACCAGACUUCUGUUCUGUAUAUGUCAUUUCAAAAGGGAAGGUGGUCUCGGUCCGGUCGGCGCAAAGGCCAGUGGUUAACACUGCAGUCCCACCAAAGCUGCCAUCUCCUAGAGGACUUCCCCCUCAAGCUCUACCUGAUAACCCAGAGCUUGAAGAUGUAGCCAGAAUUCAAUCUUUGAAGGGGUGGAGAAAUGUAGGAUCAGAGAGGGUUGCCUUUGAAAGGACCAACAACAACAUGAGGGUGCCAAGAGCCAGGAGUGCUCCAACCAAUCUUUCCAUUGAUAAUAUUGAUUUGCAAAGGCCUUCAACUAGCCGGGAUUCUGUUUCGGAUGAUCUUGAUUUCUCGACCCCAAUUAGGUUUGCAUCAGUUGAUUUGAGUAGCCAGGACAUGGAUUUCUCCAUUACGUCAGACUCAGGCAGAGACUCCCUCACCCCAACAUCUGCAAAAGAAUUAGCUGCUGAGAUGAAAAGAUUAAAGCUUGAACUGAAGCAAACCAUGGACAUGUACAGCACAGCUUGCAAAGAAGCAAUAACAGCUAAACAGAAGGCUAAAGAGCUUCAUCAAUGGAGGAUGGAGGAGGCUAGGAGAUUUAAGGAAGCCAGGCUUUCUGAGGAGGCAGCACUUGCCAUGGCAGAGAUGGAGAAGGCAAGGUGCAAAGCUGCCAUAGAAGCAGCUGAGGUAGCACAGAAACUAGCUGAGAAGGAAGCACAAAGAAGAAGGUAUGCAGAGUUGAAGGCUUCAAGGGAGGCGGAAGAGAAGGCACGGGCAUUGACUGCUUUGGCUCAUAAUGAUGUCCGCUAUAGGAAAUACGCCAUAGAAGAGAUUGAAGUAGCCACUGAGAAAUUCUCUCAGGCCAUGAAAAUUGGGGAAGGUGGAUAUGGCCCAGUUUAUAGAGGCAAACUUGAUCAUACCCCUGUUGCCAUCAAAGUUUUGAGACCUGAUGCUGCACAAGGGAUGAGGCAAUUCCAACAGGAGAUUGAGGUUCUAAGCUGCAUGAGACAUCCAAACAUGGUUCUUCUCCUAGGUGCCUGUCCUGAGUAUGGAUGCCUGGUAUAUGAAUACAUGAGCAAUGGCAGCUUGGAAGAUCGGCUUUUGAGAAGAGGUGACACCCCAUCAAUUCCAUGGAGAAUGAGAUUCAAAAUAGCAGCAGAGAUUGCCACUGCACUUCUAUUCCUCCACCAGGCAAAGCCAGAGCCUUUUGUGCACAGAGACCUAAAGCCAGCCAACAUCCUCCUAGAUCGAAACUAUGUGAGCAAAAUCAGCGAUGUUGGCCUAGCCAGGUUAGUUCCUCCUUCUGUGGCUGAUAGUGUGACACAAUACCACAUGACUUCAGCUGCAGGGACAUUUUGUUACAUUGAUCCAGAGUAUCAACAAACAGGUAUGCUAGGGACUAAAUCUGAUAUAUACUCUAUGGGCAUAAUGCUUCUCCAAAUUAUCACUGCCAAGCCCCCAAUGGGCCUUACUCACCAUGUUAGAAGGGCCAUUGAGAAAGGGACAUUCACGGAUAUGCUUGAUCAGACAGUUCCUGACUGGCCGGUUGAAGAGGCGCUGGCUUUUGCCAACCUAGCACUAAAAUGUUCUGAGCUGAGGAAAAAGGACAGGCCUGAUCUUGGUUCUGUUGUAUUGCCAGAGCUUAACCGGUUGAGUGGCUUUGGCAUGGACAGUUCUGGACCAGAUAACAGUAGUAACAUGUUUAAUGGCUAUGCGUCGUAUACUCACAGAUCCGGUUCACAUCCAAGGCUCUCAAGUACUGCAAGCCAGGACUAAGAGAGGGCAAAUCUGAUCUGGGAACUGAUCGAUUGGCCUAAUCCCAAAUGAAGAUCACUGUGGUUGAAAUUCAAGACCUACCAAUGGAGUACUGGGGGGACCAAAAUUAACCAUAGAAAAAGGAAAUGGAUCCUGAUGUUAUAGAGAAAUGUACAUGUCCAUCUUCAAUUCAGUUCUCAACAAAAGUGGAUCCUGGAACUAAUAUUGGAAAAAAAAUUUCAUUGUUA